Messenger RNA from Porites evermanni, 4003 nucleotides. Lineage: Eukaryota; Metazoa; Cnidaria; Anthozoa; Scleractinia; Poritidae. The record is from the annotation of a GenBank genome assembly.
CAACUCAACUGGCGCCUCGCGAAAGCAAGUGAUUUCGAUGACGUCGUAAAGUUGUCGGAGGGAAUUUACAAUGGUUACGACUUCAUUCCACUUGUAAUUCACCAAUGGCUUAAAAGGGGAUAUGUAGCCAUAAUGAUGCUGUAUGCGGACAAAAAACUCAUUGGUCUUGAGGCAGGCCAUAUUGUUGACGGUGGGAAAACGCUUGUUCGUCGCGGAGGACGCAUCGCACCUAAUCUUCGUGGACAGGGUCUAUUACGAAAGAUGGUACCUGCAUGGCAACAAUAUGUAUCAGCAGUCUUUUCUAAAGUCUCCAGGCAAAGAUUUUCGACUUUCGUGGAAGUCAAAGCUAAAGGCGUUAUCCCGUUUAAAAAAGUUCUCGAACGUGAUGAGCUGUCCUAUUUCGUGGAGGAAAAAUCCAAAGAAAAUUUCGACAGACGUGAUAUUUAUUCCUGGGAGGUGCUCUGUGUAGACAGCGCUGCGACAAAAGAAUUAGAAAUAGAGUCGUGUACCCAAGAGUAUUUCUCCGACGUUAUCCUAUCUUCUGCCGAAACUCAGAAGUUGUUCCCCAACAACAUACUGGUAUUUGACUGGUGCCCAUACGAGCCUCUCCGAUCAAAUAUCGAGUUAAUCCCGGAAAAAAAACAUCGCCUUUACUUUUUCGUAGAGAAAUGUUCCAUCAAAGGCAGCCCGAGAUCUUUUAGUUAUGGAGUUCACACACAGACAGUAAAAGCCAAAAAAUGGGAGGCCACAGUUUACACCGAUGAUCCAGCUGUCUUUGAAGCUCAUCUUCUGUUUCAGUUCAAGCUUGCUCGUGAGAUCAUCGAAUUUUGGAUAGGGGCGUGCCGCGAAGGUUCGUGAACCCUAACCCUAUUUAAGGACUAUGAAAGCGAAAACUGGUACCCUUUUUAAGGCCCAAAGCCAAAUUGACACCCUAUUCAAGGAAAAAACAAAAUUAUUAAUAGCAUGAAAAGGAAAACUUCAUUUCUUCUCUGUAACAUUGGAUGUAUAGCAUCAAGCAUAAAAUACUAGAAUAAGCCUACUUUAAUAAUAUGCAAUCAUAACCGGCGGGCUUUUUCACACUCCAGUAUUAAGGACCACACCAGGGACACAGAAACAAAAGGGUAAAAAAAAAAACCCUAUUUAAGGACCGAGAACCUCAAAAACCAUACCCUAUUCCGCGGCACGUACCUAUAUAGCCUAUAUAUGGGGGUACCCUCCCCCCCCCGGGAACAGGCCAUCAAGCGCACUCCCAUAUAGAUUCUAUAUUAUACGAAUUCAUUACUUAAGUCGAAAAUUGAAUUCGUUUAAUCUUUUCUAAUUUUAGAUUCAUAUUUCCAUUCUUGUAUACGAAACAAACAGAAAUCCAAAUACCACUGUUAAACAUCUGCCUCGUACCCAGACUUCUCUCGCGCGCGCGCAAAGGAAGGCGGGAAGGACCCUUCCCACGGUCCCUUGCGGCUCAUCACCAGUCGUUCGACUCUAACCUUGCGAAAAACCAUGGAUUUCUAUUAUCCAUGGAAAAACGAAGCGCCAAAGCACAAACUCAGCCAAAACGCUAAAAAUCUUCAAUGUUUACUCAAGUUUGGGCUUAUAGAAGAUAAUGUCACAGUUUUUCAAUGACCAUGAAAUUCAGAAUCCGGUUAGUUAGUUAAUCAAUUGUGGCCCUGAAAAAAUUUGAAGGAAAAAAAACUACGAAUUUUUAAGAAAAUGCUUUUUUCGUGAGAAGGAAUCUUAAACGCUGACAAACGUCAACAAAUGGCUAAAACUAUAAUUUCUAUAUGUUUGCUUUGCUCGAAAUCGCGCGCAUUUACAAGGCCCUAAAGCUUUUUGCUGACUUGCAAGGACCCAUCUGUUAUAACGAUCCCCAAAAUAAAGGGAUAAGUCACAUAGUUUAUUAGAUAUAAUCGUGUAAAGUUUGCUUAUCAUUUUUGCACAAAUUAUGACCUAAAUUUGGAAACCGCUGAAUUUCUCGAAUUGGGUCUUUGCGAUUUUGGUGAAACUCUGUUCAGCGCAAGGCAUUAAUGCGCACUAUGUGUAGCCGAGAGAUUUUCACGAAAAAAUGCCGGCAACAGCAGACCUCAAAGGGGCGUGGCAUUAUAACCACGUGACAUUUACUCCGAUCCCCUAAAAUUUUAUGUUAUAUUGUAGAUUGAUCUAUAUGUUAUCCAUUCUAUGUGUUAGACUUACGAUAAAAGUAAAGGUGGGGAUACCAGAGAGCUUCAAAGUAGGAUGGUACCCCCCCCCAAAAAAAAAAACUGGGUCGAGUCACCUUAACGAUUCAGUGAAACCUGUAUUAAGCGGACACUGUCUUAAGCGGACACCCUCCAUUAAGCGGAAGGUAGCCGAAGUCCCCAAAUUUAUUUCCCUUAUUUACUUUGAAAGAAACCUUUAUUAAGCGGACACCUCUAUUAAGCGGACGCGGACACCAAAAAGUACCUGAAAUGGUCAUUUCUAUUGUUGCCAACCUUAUUAAACGGACACUUGUAAUCAAAUUCCGCCACCCAACAUGCCAGAGACCGGAAAUGCGAAAGACUGCCUCGAAUUGCCACCCACAAAUUUUUCGAUUUUUACAUAAAAAACGUGACUUGACGAACUUAUUUGAUUAGUUUCAAAGUACAGGAUUGUUUUCUAUUUGUUUUGUUUGUAUAAAGCUUGUUUCACUCAUCUGAUUUCUUCAAAUUUGAGUUGCAAUUCAUGUUUAUGGUACUAUGAUCAAUUGGUUCACUUUGAUAAAGAAAUUAAUGCAAACGUCUAUCGUCCUAAUCUCUGGGAGUAUUAUAAACGCUUCCACAGUUCAUUUGAAUGGCAUUUGACACCUCAUAUGACGUUAUAUAUCGAAACCUAUAUUAGGCGGACACCCUGUAUUAAGCGGACACUACAGCAUUCCCCGAGGGUGUCCGCUUAGUACAGGUUUCACUGUAUUUGCCGAUGGCGUCCUGUUGGAGAGGCUAAAUGUUAACGUUCCACUGCUUCGCCACGUUACUCGUUUAAGAUGACGGCAAUUGUAAAUUAUCUUCAAAGGCGUGUUUCCAUCGCCAGUCGUAGCAGAAUCCAGUACAUUUCGGAUCGCACGUUCUCAACCAGAAUAAAUCCCCAACAACUCAACUGGCGCCUCGCGAAAGCAAGUGAUUUCGACGACGUCGUAAAGUUGUCGGAGGGAAUUUACAAUGGUUACGACUUCAUUCCAGUUGUAUUUCACCAAUGGCUUAAAAGGGAAAAUGUAGCCAUAAUGAUGCUGUACGCAGACAAUAAACUCAUUGGUCUUGAGGCAGGCCAUAUUGUUGACGGUGGGAAAACGCUUGUUCGUCGCGGAGGACGCAUCGCACCUAAUCUUCGUGGACAGGGUCUAUUACGAAAGAUGGUACCUGCAUUGCAGCAGUAUGUAUCAGCAGUCUUUCCUAAAGUCUCCAGGGAAAGAAUUUCGACUUUUGUGGAAAUCAAAGCUAAAGGCGUAAGCCCGUUUAGACUGUUUAAAAAAGUCCUCGAGCGUGAUGAGCUGUCCUAUUUCGUGGAGGAAAAAUCCAAAGAAAAUUUCGACAGACGUGAUAUUUAUCCCUUGGAGGUGCCCUGUGCAGACAGUGCUGCAACAAAAGAAUUAAAAAUAGAGUCGUGUACCCAAGAGUAUUUCUCCGACGUUAUCCUAUCUUCUGCCGAAACUCAGAAGUUGUUCCCCAACAACAUCCUGGUAUUUGACUGGUGCCCAUAUGAGCCUCUCGGAUCAAAUAUCGUGUUAAUCCCGGAAAAAAAACAUCGCCUUUACUUUUUCGUAGGGAAAUGUUUCAUCAAAGGCUGCCCGAAAUCUUUUAGUUAUGGUGUUCACACGCAGACAGUUAAAGCCACAAAAUGGGAGGCCACAGUUUACACCGAUGAUCCAGCUGUCUUUGAAGCUCAUCUUCUGUAUCAGUUCAAGCUUGCCCGUGAGAUCAUCGAAGGCAAAUUCACCUUCUUUUCAGUUCAAGAUAGAAUCAUGACACCAUUUGCGCGAAGGGUACUGGGGGAAAUA